AUGGAGGACGUGACUGUGUCAGAACCGUUCGUGGACUCCAACCAAGAUAGCCACACAGCUCUGAUCACGAUCGUUUCCGUCACAUCUUGUCUUCUCAUGAUCAUAGCCAUUAUUGCGAAAAUCUUCAUUUGCCAAAGCGCCGGUACAGCCGUCCACAACUUCGACAUUGUGCUCUUUGUUGCAGCAUUCUUGAUGGUUGCCCAAACUAAGGGCAACAGACGAUGCGUCAAGCUAGGACACCUCAUCGAAUGUGAGAUACACAGAGGCAAAUACCAUAGCCGGAUCCACCAGUGUGUCUCGUGCGCCGAAGCUUGCGCCCGCGAGGAGAAGGCCGCCAAGAAAGACCACGGCUCCUGCAGCCCCAAGGACAAGAGCAAACAGCAGCAGAAAAGUAGGAAAAGUGGCAAGGUCAAAGGUGUCCACGAGAAGACUAUGAAGCAGCUCAGGAGGGAGAUGCGAGAUCAAAAGAGGGAAUCACCCGGUGACUAG
Diaporthe citri is the source of this 489-nucleotide messenger RNA. RefSeq lists its product as uncharacterized. The record is from RefSeq and is a predicted model, not a curated record. Lineage: Eukaryota; Fungi; Ascomycota; Sordariomycetes; Diaporthales; Diaporthaceae. The transcript has 2 exons. Bases 1 to 489 code for a protein of 162 amino acids.